This is a messenger RNA of Prorocentrum cordatum, 3972 nucleotides long. The record is from the annotation of a GenBank genome assembly. Lineage: Eukaryota; Dinophyceae; Prorocentrales; Prorocentraceae.
AUGUCGCUCUCACAGAACCAGGCUCGGGGCGAGGCUUGGCAGCGCCGCGGUGUGCCCCCUGCUGCGGUCAGGCGGAGUUGCGGCACAUUUCUGGAGCAGGAGGAGGCAGAGGAUGAAGCGCGCGACGAGGACGAAUGCAAGGACGAUGACGACGAUGGCAAUGCGAAUGAGGAGGACGAAGCAGUCGACGAUGACGACAGGGGGCUGGACAGGGGGGAAGAGUGGCAGGAUGAUGAGGACUGGGAGACGGAGGAGGGAGAUGAGGAUGGAGGGAAAAACAGAACGGGGGAGGAGUGCGAGCAACAGGAGGAGAAGACGGAGUUGAGCGAGCUCACGGGCGAGCUCACGGGCGAGCUGGCCCGCCUGCAAGCAGCGUUGCGUUGUGCACGCGCGCGGGCAGACUCGGCAGAGGACAGGCUGAGGGAGCGCCUGGAGGGCCAGCGCCGUGACCUCGACAAGGCCGGCUGGCACAGCGCGUCCGAGCUGCGGCAGUCCUGGGCCCGGCCUGCCGAGGCGGAGGGCGCUGUGGCAGUCAAGGUUGCCAGCGCCGCAGCGGACCCCGUCCUCUUCACGCCGUCGCCGCAGAAGCGCAUGCGCGGCGCCUCUCCAGGCAGGUGGAGCCCCCGCGGGCCGCGCAUCGAGGAGGUGCCAGCAGACGAAGAGGAGGUUGUUCGGGCCUGCUCGAGGCGUAGGUGCGACGCGGCGCACGCCAGCAACGCCGCAGGCUCGCCAGAGCUCGGGGGCGCCCCACGGGGAGCGCGGGCGGCGGGCACCGGGCGGCAGCCGCGGCGCCCGCUGGACGGCGACGGCGACCUGCAGCUUGCGCAGGGCGCCUUGGGGGACCUCGAGCUCUCCAGGGCCGGCGACCGCGCGGAUGCCAGCCCAGCGUGCAGCCGCAGCCCCCGGGCGGACCAACGCCAACGCAAGAGCGCCGCAGCGGGCACCUCCAGCAUGUCCACGACGGAACUUGCGUCGGAACUGGUACGACGGCUCGAGGACAAGGCGCGAGGCCUGUCGACACCUCUCCACCCGGACCAGACGAACAACAUCCAGGAGUUGUUGGCGCAGGCGGGUGCCUUGGUGCUCGUACCGCUGUCAGACCGGCCAUACGACAGACCGCGGGAGCCUCAGGCUUUGGUUUUCGAGGAUGCCCUCGGUGCUCCCGCUCCCGCGGAGACGCCGAGGCCGCCGGGCAGCGCAGGGCUAGGGUCGCCCCUGCUCCCACUUCCCGCUCCGCCGGGUCGGUCAACGAGCAGGGUAUUUGGAGACUCCGCUGUCGUCCGUGGAGGGCAGGCAGCGGGCGCCGCUGCGGCAGUCACAGUCCAGCUCGCGGAGGCGCGGAGGGAGGCUGAAGCACUGCGUGAACGGCUUGCCGUGAUGCAGGGAGGCGGCACAGGGAAAGUCGUCCUGGCAAAGAGCGAGAAUGCGGAGACGAAGUCUCUGCGGGCGUCGUCUGAGGAGCAGAGGGACAAUAUUGUUUUCGCAGCUGAUGGAUCCGUUCCCGCUGGCACCAGACACCAGCUCGAGGGAGGCCAUGCGAGCCCCGUUCGAAGGACAUCUCGUCAGCGACGUGACCAGUGCCGUGCUUCAACAAUAGCUGGUUUACAAGAAGCAGUGCAGAAGAAGUCGAUUGAGGAGGAGGAGAGCCGUCUUGAACUUGUUCGCAAACGACACCAGUUGUCCCAAGUCUUGCCGACGAUGCGUUGCAAAAGCUCGAAAUGUGCGGGCGAUGCAGUGGAAUGUGCAGACGAGUCACAGGAAUGCCAGGCUCGAACAUUUGCACGGAAAGGGAAGAAUUCGUACGUACCAGCGACUGUUGAGUACGAAACCCUUCUCAGGUCUUUGGCACGACAACAAGAAAGGUUGCAGCAGUUGCGCAAUCGAAGUUCUGAAGCAGAUUCAAGGCACGCGUCGAUUGCCGCCCAAGCAUCGGUGCAGCAACGUCGUUCGCAAGAGCUGGACAAGCACGAGCAGUCAAUGCUAAAUCAGGCAGGUAGCCGAAUUUAUACAGGAAGCCGACGUUCUGAAGCAGCAGGGAUGGAGUCUACGAGGCGCGAAGUCAUCGAGAAAAUGUUGGAGGAACGAGCAGAGUCGCUAUCGCGGGUGAAAGAAGAAACGGCUGGGCCAACCCGAGAUAUUGAUGAAAUGCAACCAAAGGUGGCGGCCACGACACACGAAGUGAGGGAGCAGCUCGCAGAGCAAGCGUCGAAUGCGGAAGAGGACACAAAAAGGUGGAAGGCCAAGGAGCAUGAAUUGAAAAGAGAGCUUGCAAUUGCCAAGGACCACGAAAAGUCGAAGCAGCAGCACAUCGAUAACCCUGGAGCGAAGGAGCUUCGAAGCGACGUAACUUGUGCCGCUGGCAGAGAGCAGACUGGCGUUUCAGCCCACAUCUCAGCAGCAACGCAGCUGGGCCAACCUUUACCACCAUUGUCAAGGAGUACCGGUCGUCCAGUGUCUACGUCAGGUGGUGUUGGUGGACAGAAUGGGUUUUCCGCACGUGGCAACUACGGAAAGACCAGCGAUGCCGACAGGUCUUGCCAGCAGCAGUGAAAAGACCGAUGUCUUGAAUUCAAUGGAGUGGGAAGGGGGGGGCACCACUUUGUUGCAGCAUGCUUUAGCUUGCCGUGUAAGAUGUUCAGAUGCUGCGGUAAGUGCAAGAUGUAAUCUUGCUUGCGCCACGGGCAGCCGUUACGUGCUUUCUGGAUAGUUCACGGUGCGACUUGUACCAUAUUUUUUCUGGUGAUUCGCAGGAAUGCGCAGAUGGUAGUAUGGUCCCUUCCAGAUGCACGCUUGAACUUUCAGAGCGGGAGCCACGGCGGCUCCCAUUGGGAAGAUGGCACGCAAAGUACGCUAUCAGCAAGUGUUCAAAGGUAUGGCUUGGAUGUGUGUUGUUGCUGGUAUCAUCUGGGUACCACUCGGGGCCAACCGUCAGCAGGUUGGCUGAGGUAAUUGAACUGCUAGUAGGAAUGCACUCGCCCACGUUCUGUUUUUCAUGGCCAAUGUUGCAAGUUUCCCGUCGUCUUCCCUGCAAGUUCUGUUUGACCAACACUGCCAACGGAUCCGAGUUACCGCUCGCACGCCAGACCCGCCGCAGUGAGCCCGCAGAGUUGGAGCCACGGCGGGGAAUCGAGCACGCAAGUUUCGCAAUUCGUGAGGGCGCAGGUAUGGAGUGAGUUGGAUGAGAAGAACGUUGAUCGAUUCCUGCCGUCCGCGCCGCUCUACUGGCGGAGGAGACUGGUGAGGAGACAUGUGAUUAUAGAGGAGAAGGAAGAGAAGGAGGACGGAGGAUGAGAAGGAGGAGGGCAGAAAGGAUGGACAGACACGAUGAGAAGAGGAACGAACAGGUGGCAUUAUUGACGUUCUGGGCGCGCUUGCACAUCAGGAGGUGAUUGCAGCCCAUGAGCGUCGCCAUUGCAACGACAUGUACUGCCUUGGGUAUGGCUGUGCUAAUUAUGUACGACGUUUGCAGGUCCGCAGCAUUUUUUUUGACCACGCGUACGGUCUUCACUCCGGGGCACCAUCCACAUGCCCUGCUUGGCCGCGAGGGCCUCCGGCUUCCACUCAAGACCUUCCCGCACGACGCCAGCGGAUUACUCGUAAAUAUCCGGGCGAUGCACCAGCAUAGUGCCGCGGAUUGAAGUAAGGAUAACUAUGGCAGACAUAGGGUUUACCGAUCCGAUCGUUUUCAUAUGCUCGGUGUCCUUCCGUUGAGUUGCAAUGCCGCGUACUCUUUUUGAAUUUCGCUAUGGCUACCAACGAUGACUAUCCUGUCUUUGGAAGGUGCACUGCUGGAGUUGGGGCCGGGCUGACUGAAUGGUUUGCCGAGAGCGAAUUUACGGCGAGUCUCUCCGCGCGCCGUGGAAUUCUAAAAGUUGCACGCACAACCCGUUUCUUCUCAUGCGCCUGUUUUGAUUGUAGUGUGUUGUUAAGGCACAUUGCUUCAGCAGAAGAAGUGGCACGACAUGAUAAGAG